GCUCCGCGACGCGUCCCGUGAUUCCCGGUGGCGCUGAGGGAACCGAGCGGCGUGAGGGGGGCUGGGCCCCUCCCGGGAGCCCCCCAGCCCCUCCGGCACCCCCACCUCGCGCUGGGUCUUGGGGGCCCCUCAGCGGUGGCCGGGGAGGCAUUUUGGAGAGUUUUGCGGGGAUUUCAGAGUCUCUGCUCGCCCUGACGCCCCCCCCUCUACUCCAGCCCCCCGCCCCCGCAGGCUCUGCCCUCCCUCCCUGCAGGUUUCGGGGCUUUCCCCCCUCGUAAACCCCCCGCCGCUAUGGAGGAGGUCGACAAAAUCCUCAUCCACUCGCUGCGGCAGGCGGGGACACUGGUGCCCCCUGAGAUCCAGAGUGUGCGGGACUUCCCGCCGGAGCUGGUGGUGGAGGCUGCGGUGCGCUGCGUCCGUGUGGUGCGCCCGGCGCUGGGUGCCCCACUCAGCACCCUCCUGCCCCCCGGCAUGUCAGCCCGCUUCCGCCUCGCCUCCGACCUGGCCAGUGCCUGCCAGGAGCUGGGCUUCAGCGGCGAUGUGGGCUACCAGACCUUCCUGUACAGCUCCGAGCACGACACCCGCCGCCUCCUGCUCUUCCUUGUGGAGAAGCUGCCGCGGGACGAGGCCGAGGGAGGGGCCGAGCCCCCAGGGAAGUCAGGGACACUGCUCCGGGCUAUUAGCGCCUGCAUCCGGGACCAGCUGGGGACCCCCUGGGUGCCCCCCCGCUGCCGCACCCCUCGCUUCCAGCGCCUGCAGGGUGUUGGCCAUCUCCAUCCCUUUUCUACCUGCCCCCUGAUUCUACCCCACACCGGGGGCUCCCCAGAGCUGCAGGAGUACUUCAGGGGGGCAGCCCCCCCUGUGCCUGCGCAGCCCCCCCAACCUGCCAGGGCUCCCCCAGCACUGCUGGAGACCCACACGGCCCAGCUCAGCACCCACCACAACUGGGAGACCGAGUGGGGGAGCAUUGGGCUGGCCUCCCGCCUGCCCCCCCAGGAAUACGUGGGACGGAAACGGCUCCAGGCCCGGCUCCGGGCACUGGAAUCUCUCCGCCAGGCCUGCCCCCCUCGGCCCUAUGGCCCCCCUGAGGGGUCUUUGGACCCUGCCUGGCUCCAGGGGGCCUUUGGGGCUGGCGGGGAGACUGGGGGGGCCUUGCCCAAAGGGUCACGCUUUACCCGCACCCAGCACCUAACCCAUGAACAGGACCCCCAGGUGUUGCUGCAGCAGGUCCGGGUGGCUGCUGAGGCCCUGCCGCCCUCGAAGGGCUCUGAGGAGGGCAUGGGGAUGCGCCAGGCCGGGGAGGAGGCAGCGCUGGAGGCGACGCUGGCCCGGCUGGAGGUGGAGAUCGAGGGCCGGCGAGGGGAGGCGCAGGCCGCCCAGCUGGGGCUGGCGCAGGCGGAGGCGGAGGUGCGGCAGGGCCGCCUGGCGCUGGGGAGCCGCCAGGACGCGCUGCGGCUCAAGGCGCAGGCCCUCGAGCUGCUCCCAGAUGCCCAGGGCAACCUGGCCAAACUGCAGCUGGUGGUGGAGGCGAUCUCAGGGGUGUUUUGGGGGGUGCUCAUGGCCCAUUUUGGGGUGCUCCCAGCGCGGUGGCAGCUGGUGGUGGAGGCGUUCACGGGGGUGUUUUGGGGGGUGCUCACGGCCCGUUCUGGGGUGCUCCCGGCACGGUGGCAGCUGGUGGUGGAGGCGUUCACGGGGGUGUUUUGGGGGGUGCUCACGGCCCGUUCUGGGGUGCUCCCGGCACGGUGGCAGCUGGUGGUGGAGGCAAGCAGCCAGCGCAUCGUGAGCCUGGCGGGGCAGUGGGAGCGGCACCGUGGGCCCCUCCUGGCCGAGUACCGGCACCUCCGGGCCCUGCGCGACUCUGCUCAGCUGGAGUCGUCGAGGCGCCUGUCAGAGAUCCGGGCACUGCACGAGCGGAGCUGCUCGGCCGCAGACGAGGCCCGGCGCAAGGAGGAGCUCUACAAGCAGCUGGUGCUGGAGCUGGAGGCGCUGCCCCGCGACAUCUCACGCGCUGUCUACACUCGCCGCAUCCUGGAGAUAGUCGGCAACAUCCGCAAGCAGAAGGAAGAGAUCGGCAAGAUCCUGGUGGACACACGAGUGCUGCAGAAGGAGAUCAACACGCUCGUGGGGAAGCUAGAGCGGACGUUCAGCGUCACCGACGAGCUGCUCUUCAAGGAUGCCAAAAGGGAUGAAGUGGUGCGGAAGGCCUACAAGUACCUGGCGGCGCUGCACGAGAACUGCGCCCAGCUCAUCCACACCAUCGAGGACACUGGCACCAUCCAGCGAGAGAUCCGUGACCUGGAGGAGCAGAUCGAGGAGAACAUCAGGCAAGUGAAGCUGAGCAGCCCGGACUAUAAGGGCUGUGCCCAGGAGGAGGUGGUGGCUGACUUCCUCAAGCGCAUUGACUGCUACAAGGCCACUUACGAGCCCCUGGAUGACCAGCUUGACAGUGACCUGUCCUACAUCAAGAUCUUCGACGUGGGUGUACGCUACCUGGCAAACCGGGUGCAGGGCCACGUGCAGAGCCGCACCGUGUACUACCUCAUGAACAUCCACGUGACACCCCGCGCCAUCUACCUCAGCCGCCACGGCGAGAGCCAGCUCAACCUGCGCGGCCGCAUCGGUGGUGACUCGGGGCUCUCUCCCCGCGGCCGCCAGUAUGCCACAGCCCUGGCUGAGUUCAUCCGGAACCAGCACAUCCGGGACCUCAAGGUCUGGACCAGCCACAUGAAGCGGACCAUCGAGACAGCCGAGGCCCUGGAUGUGCCCUACGAGCAGUGGAAGGCGCUCAAUGAGCUCGACGCGGGCGUUUGCGAGGAGAUGUCCUAUGAGGAGAUCCAGGCCCGCUACCCCCAGGAGUUUGCGCUGCGUGACCAGGACAAGUACCGCUACCGCUACCCUAAGGGCGAGUCCUAUGAGGACCUGGUGCAGCGCCUGGAGCCCGUCAUCAUGGAGCUGGAGCGGCAGGAGAACGUGCUGGUCAUCUGCCACCAGGCUGUCAUGCGCUGCCUGCUGGCCUACUUCCUGGACAAGAGCGCGGAGGAGCUGCCCUACCUCAAGUGUCCCCUGCACACAGUGCUCAAGCUGACCCCGGUGGCCUACGGAUGCGAAGUGGAGUCCAUCUUUCUCAAUGUGGAGGCUGUGAACACACACCGUGAACGGCCUCAAAACGUCGAUGUCAGCCGUGCCACGGCUGAAGCCCUGCUCACUGUGCCGGAUCACUACUGAGGCCCUCUGGAUGCUGGGCCCCCCCAACAAGUAAAGGCUACGUUAACCAAUG
Rhea pennata is the source of this 3277-nucleotide messenger RNA. RefSeq names its product 6-phosphofructo-2-kinase/fructose-2,6-biphosphatase 1 (gene PFKFB1). Gene Ontology annotation, cellular component: cytosol; 6-phosphofructo-2-kinase/fructose-2,6-biphosphatase complex. Lineage: Eukaryota; Metazoa; Chordata; Aves; Rheiformes; Rheidae. Gene Ontology annotation, biological process: fructose metabolic process; fructose 2,6-bisphosphate metabolic process; positive regulation of ubiquitin-dependent protein catabolic process. The coding region runs from base 292 to 3225 and encodes 977 amino acids. Gene Ontology annotation, molecular function: 6-phosphofructo-2-kinase activity; cullin family protein binding; ATP binding. The transcript has 24 exons. The record is from RefSeq and is a predicted model, not a curated record.